AUGGGCGUCGAGCAUAAUGGAUACAAAAAGUGGACGACAAGCUUUACAAGCUAUAAAUUAGAUUUAUGGUGGCUGUGGGAUGGUCGUAAGAUCUUGAGGGCACCAAGCCGUCUCAAGCUAGAAAAUAUAGAUUUCUACGGUAACACUGUUGCUUGGGUAACAGCAUCAGGGCAUCUUGCAGUGAUGGAAUUUGACCAGGUUGGCAUAGAAAGAUUUGAGAAGUGGCAGUAUGGAAGAUCAAGGCCUCGAGGGGAUGGUGAAAGGGACCGGCCAUGGGACUCCGUAGAAGGCACCAUUUUCGAUGAGUAUUGA
This is a messenger RNA of Orbilia oligospora ATCC 24927, 312 nucleotides long. RefSeq lists its product as uncharacterized. NCBI's taxonomy places the organism in Eukaryota, Fungi, Ascomycota, Orbiliomycetes, Orbiliales, Orbiliaceae. The record is from RefSeq and is a predicted model, not a curated record. The transcript is spliced from 2 exons. Bases 1 to 312 code for a protein of 103 amino acids.